CUCUGUGCACACCCCCUCACCUGCCCAGCAGGAAAUGGACCUAGAGUGGCCUCUCUAGAGCUCCAAUACUUAGGGGCGAUGCAGUGGAGGGGAAUUUCCCUGGAAAAUGGGCCAAAUGUGAGACUCAUGGUGGUGCCCAUGGGAAAGGGGUCUAGGCUGGGAGCAGCUGGCAGCGGGGUGCAGGGAGGGGGCUUUCCUUUGGCUGGGAAUGCAAGAGCUCCCCACCUCCACAGACAGCUGCCAGGGAGGAAGGGGGAUGGCAGCUUGGGGCAGAAGACACAGGUGGGGUUGUGGAGGUGGCAGAAAAGGUAGAUAGAAAGAAGGCAGAGCAGGUGGCACCUUGGAGACUAUGGAAGAGGAGCCAACAAAGAGAGGUGGGGAGCUGGGGUCAGCACUGGGUUGGAGACGGGAUGUGCUAGUCCAAGCACUGGCGGCAAGAAGACUAGUGAGAAACAUUCCCCUAUCUAUUCUGGGGUCUUGUGUGGCUCCUAUGACCAUAGCAUCCCUGGCUCUUCCUCUCAUGACAGAGAGGGCACAACAACAGCCUCCCUCUCUUCCUAGCCCAGAGCAGCGAUUGUGGGUUGGUGUUUGGGGCUGGUGCAGCUCUGUGUGGGGAGAGGGAGCAGUGUCGAUAUGAGGCGAUGGCUGAGGCAGGCAGGGCCAUGUCUAGGUAAAGUUUUGACUCACAGAAGGAGUGGGGGUAUGAGAGGGCACACCGCAGGGGCUAGGGACCACAGGGCCAUGCAGUGGCUUCUGGUGCUACCUGGGCUGGGAUAUGGCAGGUGGGUAUUGAGCCUGGGAGCGCCCCUGACGUAGAUGGCAUUACUGAAGCUGGGCCUGAGAGACUGGCCCUCAGCCUGCUCAUGCCUGGCAGGGAUAGGGGAGAUGGCUUCUGCAGCACUGGAGAGUCGGAGGCUGACAGCCUGAUUCCACCGAAGCCAGGAGCUCCUUGGGGCUGAGAUUUUAUAUACAGCAUCCCGGAUGAGCAUUUCUACACAAACCUUAAAAUGCAUUUAAAACCCACACACCCAUUACAAUGGUCACCUGCAUGCUCCCGUGCACCCGUCCUCAGUACUUUCCUAAGACAGUCUUUUAGUUUUCACCAUGCAGUUGGGGUUUGGGAUUACUUCAGUCUCUGACCCAUGCAGAUGUGGGGAGAAAGGAAGACAGGGGAUAGGGACCAUCUCUGAAGCACUUUCCUUCCUUCACAGUGCUUGUGAGCUGAUCUUGGCAGCGGGGCCCUGGCCUGGCCCCUCUGGUGGCCGUGCUCCAUUGUGUCUGUCCCUGAGUGCAGCUGUGGCGUUCUGUCCCCAAGCUGUGACUUGGAACGUGCAGCUUCCAGCAGCCCCAGCCCGCACAUCUGGGCCUCAUAGACACGCACUCUCCAGCCUGCUCCCAAGCCCCAGGCUUCAGUGUCAAUAGUGCUGCUGGGAGUCACGUUCAGACAGGCACAUUGCCUCCUGCUGCUCCCUCCUCACCCCCACUAGCUAUCCCCACCCAGGGUUGCCUGCAUAGUUCUGACAGUCUUCCUCCAUCAGCCCUGUCCCCCUUUCUGUGCUCUCUUUGUGCUAACUAUGUAAAAAGGCAUCCCAGAGGCCCCCAGCAUGUGCUCAGAGCCCUCCUUUGCAUCUAGGGCACUGACCUGAGCGCAGCUACCCUUUGUUGGUAGUGCCCCACGCGCUGCUCUCCAUCAGUGCCACCCCCACCAGGCAUUGAGUUGGCAGCAGGCUGUGCCUUGGGACUGCCAUCAAUCGCUUUGUUCUCCCACAGCAUGACAUCACUUGUCAAUGGGUGCAAAAUCCUGUCCAGCCCCAAUGCCCUCCCCACCCCUUGUUAUCCAAACCAGCCAAUCCCCUUGCAGCAUCUGUGGCCCAUAGGCCAGUUAAAUCCAGCGAUAAAACAACUUGAGAAUAAUGGGCUCAUUUAAAAAAAAAAUGUAAACAAACUUCAUGUUCCAGUGUCAACAGGGAGCCUGGUUGGUCGACCAGAGGAAGGGGGAGUCCUCCCCUGCAUUGAGGCUUUCCCCAUGACUGGCUCCUGCCCAUCAAACAGCUGUUCAAGCCUCUGAUCUUUACCCAGGGGCUGGUCCUCCUUAUUUGCUAUGGAAACAGGCAUACUGAAGGGGCCAAGUUCUCAGCCCUGGUGUUGGCACCGUUUGAUUGGACUUGAGGCAGGAAGCUUUGCUGCCUGAGAGCGACAGGAUUGGGAGCUGCUGUUUGAUGCUUGCCCGCCCUCCCUACAAGAAGAGCCAUCUGCUUCUGGCUGGAGGCUGCCCUAACUGAAACCUAGACCUCUAGCCCCGUUGUCACACCAGGCUCCCCCUUGCCCUGCUUCUCCAGCCCUUCCAUACCUCCAGAAAUCCUCUCAGCUGAGGGUUUGUUACAAUUGCUUAGCCCUGCUUCUUGGGGGGAGACAUCAUCCAUCAGCCCCUUCUUUGAGCUGGGCUAUUUCCCCAGCCCUGUUUUGGGGGUGGGGAGGGACUGGUGGGGGCCCUUUCUCUGACAGCUGUCUGCUAUCAGCAUGGGCAUGGCAUGAGCACUGGGCCCUGGCAGUAUUUGGCCUGUCUGAGGAAACAGGACUUGGUGGUGGUUUGGGGGGUUGACAGGUGAAAUGCAUCCAGCAAGAGGCUCCUACCCUGGCUCUGCCUGUGGCUCCUGCAAAGCCAAGUCCUAGCAGGAACAGCCCCACUUGUGAGGGAUGAAAGCAGCAAGCUGUGCCCAGCUGAGUGGGCUUCCUAUACGGUGCAGCCAGCUUCAGUGCCAUGGGGAGCUAGAGCUGGGCUGCUUGGAGUUCCUGUGGCUCUGGGCCAUAAGAAGCAUUGUUGGGCUUCUCUGAAUCCCACUCUGCCAGCUCAGGGUCAUGCAGCACGUUGCAGGCAUUAAGGAAUUACAUUUCCACCCCAGACACCCUUCUCCUUGCCAUGGGCUGAAUCUUCUCCCCAUUUCCCAGGUGGGGAAAGUGAGGCACAUGGAGGGGAAGUAACUUGCCCAAGGUCAUACAAUACCUCAGGUGGGAACAGUACCUGGGAGUCCUGGAUCCCAGGAUAACUGUGGUGGCACUUUCAUGCCCUUCCAUUGUCUCCAAAGGCAUUAGCAGUCCUGGCCAUCUCUCUGUCUGUGCCAGGAGUUUCCAAAGGAACCAGCAGUUCUUGUCCCUCCCUUCUGGGAGCUUCAUUUCUGGGAGAGUAAGGGCCUGGCUUGUGGGUGAGGGGGAUGUGGGGAGACACACAGCUCUCAUAAAAAAAUCCAGCUCUUUUCUGACAUCCCUGGCUGGGCGCUUCAGAUCUCUCAUCGCAUUGGAAAUCUUGCCCCUUUCUGUCUAUAGGCUGCAGUUUUGGUACACUGAGGAGGUCUGACAGUGGUGGAUGGGCUGGUAAGGCCCCCUGCCACACAUACGAUGGGCCCCUCACUGGCCUGUUUAAUGAUUUGACCAGGCAGGUCCAUAUCCCCUGGAGCUGCUGUGCCAUGUGCCCUUAAGGAGAGGGGAGCCUGGGGGACACUGUCCCUUAGUCCGAGUACCGGAUGCCCUGCCUGGCUUGGGAUGAGGGUGGAAUUGCUUUGAUCCCAGAGCCCUUAAACUCUGUGAGGAGUUGUGGGGUUUCAAGACCCUGGGAUUGUGAGGUACUGCCAGGUCCUCUUCCCUGCCUGAGCCAGCUAAUGGGGGCUUGUGUCUUAGGCCCUCCUGCUGCCCUGAUGGCUUACUGCUGCAGGGGCAACAUGGCAGAAGCAGGCCCUGGAAGAGAGGGUGACCCCUAGGCACUGGGUUUCCCUGCCCAGAGCCACCCUUGCGUGGCUGUGGGAGUGUGGGGCUGUUAGGACCCAGCAGAAUUCUCCAUGUGAAUGACAGCGCUUUAAAAGGCCAGGCGGAGACCUGGAGUGACAGCCUGUGCCAUCCACAGCGCAGAUCAGCAGCUGCCCGCAGCUUCCCAGCUCCUUUCCAGGGCUGGGGUGCAGGAGCUGAUGCCAGACAGAGGUGCACUAGGUGGGCACAGCCCCACUAGGCAGAUGCCUUGAGACCCUCUGGUGCUUCACUCAAGGCAGGUGCAGGAAGGCAGAGCUUCGAAUCUGCAAAGCAACUGGGCGCGUGGACAGCAGCUGCCAGCCCUUCAUGCCAGGCAGUGGCCAAAGACGUUGCUCAGUCACACUUACCUGCAGGACUGGGGCAAGCCUGUAGUGCCCCCGAGUCUGGGGCAGGGAGUGGUCUGAGCCCCUCCAGCAGCUCGUGUUCAACAGGGGAAGACGAAGCCCCAGCCUGGCAGAGAUGAGCUGAGGAAGCCCCCAGCCAAUGAGGAGGCUUCAGGGACACUCCAGUCAGAGGAGAGAAGAUGUGUCCGUGAAGAUGGUGAUGGAUUUAUAUGAUUCUAGAAGGUGGUGACAAGCGGUUAUUGCUGUCCAGGUGCUGGGAAAUUGGAAUCAGCUGUUGGGUGCAAUGGCAAACAGAACUGGGCUCAAUGCUACUCAGGGACUAGGCCCUUUUUCAGCAGCUGAGGUUUCCACAUUCCAGGAGGCUGUCGGCCUCUUCUUCAUGGUCCUGCUGAAUGUCAUAGCCCUGGUCGCCAACACAGCUGUGAUGGUAGUUAUCCUCAAGACCCCUCUCCUGAGGAAGUUUAUCUUUGUCUGCCAUCUCUGCCUGGUAGAUCUGUUGUCUGCCAUUUUCCUGAUGCCACUGGGGAUCAUUUCCAGCUCCUCAUGCUUCAACAGGGUGAUCUAUAGCAUUGCAGAGUGCCAGACCCUGAUCUUUUUGAACAUCUGCUUCAUCAGCGCCUCCAUUCUCACCAUCUCAGUCAUCAGUGUGGAGAGGUAUUACUACAUCGUCCACCCAAUGAGGUAUGAGGUCAAAAUGACCAUUGGGCUGGCAGUCACUGUGGUGGUCUUCAUCUGGAUUAAAUCUGUCCUGAUCACAGUCUUGGCUUUGGUGGGGUGGCCCCAAGACAAUGGAGCCACCAGUGCCAGUAAGUGCACAGUGUACUGGAGCCCUGGAGCCCACAAGAAGAUCUUUGUCAUUGUCUUCAGCACCCUCUGCUUCAUCGUGCCCACCUUCAUUAUCUUUGCCGUCUACUGCAGCAUCUACAGAGUGGCCCGGAUUGCUUCCCUGAAGCAUGCCCCUGUCCCUUCUUGGACGGCCACUCCCAGGCAACGAUCAGACUCCAUUAACAGCCAAGUGACUAUCAUCACAACCAGAAACCUGCCUCCCCGGCUGUCCCCAGAGCGAGUGUUUGGAGGGAGCAAGGCUGCCUUGACCUUAGUGCUCAUUGUGGGCCAAUUCCUGUGUUGCUGGCUGCCGUUCUUCUCCUUUCACUUACACUGCUCUGUUAACUCAGUCACUCCUGCUGGGGGCCCUGGGGAGAUUGUUGUUACCUGGCUUGCCUACUCUUCUUUUGCCAUCAACCCCUUCUUCUACGGGCUACUGAACCGUCAGAUACGGGAAGAGCUGUCCAGACUAGGGAGGAACUGCCUCAACAGAUCCCUGACCCAGGACCUCUGUCUCUCUAGUCCAGAGGGGUCUAUCCAUGAGAACUUCUUUCAGUUCUUACAAAGGACUGGCUGCACACUGGAGACCCAGUCCAGCUACAUCAACUCCAGCCCCAGGAACACAGUGGACCAGACCAUGAUGGGCUUCAGAAUUCCAGGUCAAAUCCCAGAAGAAACAAACUGAGAAGGGACAGGGGUUAGGGUGGAUAUCAGGUCACUGUGGUCUGCAUCCUGGCUGCUGCAGCAUGGAGGAUUGAUGUGGGGUUUCAGCUCACGGGAAGGCCUGACUGGCCAUUUUCUGAUCUGGUGAAGGAUGAUGUAUUUGAGAGGAUUUAUCUUCUUGAGCAUGGGAGGGUAAAGCCGACUUGGCAAUGCUGUUCCACAGUGGGGUAGGGAAAACCAGCAGGAGGGUGGAAGGAGGAGGGAUGGGUGUUUAUGAGAGCUAAUCCUGUUCUUCUCCAAGCACUUUUCAUUAUGCACUCCAGAUAGAGCUUUUGAGCUUUUGGAGAGCUCCUGCCACAACCUUGUCUUCUAGAUGGGUUGUCAGGGAAAUCAAGAGGUCACCAGAGGUCACCUAAUCAGUCACAACUUGGAUAGUUGUGAGAGGGGGAGAAGGUCUGUGGGUCCCUUCUGUCCCCUUCUCCCUUGUUUCAGUCUGGUAGAUCACCGUGCCUCCCUCUGAUCUACGGAUCAGCAAUUCCAGGAGCAGGGAUGGGCAGGCAGCUCUAAUAAGUUCUAGCUGUGAGUGAGGGGUAGCCAGGCCCCUAUCUGUUCUUGUGGAGAGAGGGUUUCAGUGUGGAUUCACUUUCUUGACCUCAGAGCUGUGCCUGCCCAUGGGAUCAGAGAAUGUGCCAUCAAAGGGACUUCAAUAGGCAGCCAUCUGAGGUGGACACUAGAAAUGGACACUUGUUCUGGGCAAGCAGAGCUCUGUUCGAAAGCCUGUGAGGUCUGAAACAGGACAGGUGAAGCUGCUGUGCCAAGCUGUGAUGGGAGCUAGUGGAAAGCAGCAGGGAGCCAGCUCCUGCCUGCCUAGGGGCACCUCAUGCACACUCAGCCUAAUCCAAAGUGAAAGCAGCCUCUGCAAUGACUCGAUGAGACAAAUGCAGGUUGCCAUGGAACGCGGAAGGGACUGUGUCCUUAUUCCUUAUGGUGGGGGCCAGAUUCAUCUGUGGGGUAAUGUCCCUAGUUUCAGGGACCAUAGGAGGCUUGCCACGUUUCAGGGUGCUAGGUAGUAACAGAUGAGGAUCAUGGCAGGGGUAAUACCUGGCCUGCAGCCAUCACAAUCAAAUCACACACCAGCAAGGAGUUCGGUGCCAGGCUCGGAGCCCACUGCAGUACAAAGGUUAAUGCUUUUCUCUAUAGAGACAACCAGCCCUAAAUACCGGGUGCUGGUGAGUGGGGAUUUCCCCUGCCCACACAGCAGGACUUGCCUGAGGUUACAUGUAAUAGGUUUUUAAUUAACUGCUAAUGUAUUUUUUAAAGAGCGAUUUUAACCGAUUUCUAUUAAUAGACUUGAUCACACA
Alligator mississippiensis (American alligator) is the source of this 6994-nucleotide messenger RNA. It is a transcript of the gene GPR62, whose product is annotated as G protein-coupled receptor 62. The record is from RefSeq and is a predicted model, not a curated record. The transcript is spliced from 2 exons. Gene Ontology annotation, cellular component: endosome; signaling receptor complex; plasma membrane. Gene Ontology annotation, molecular function: G protein-coupled receptor activity. Gene Ontology annotation, biological process: G protein-coupled receptor signaling pathway. NCBI's taxonomy places the organism in Eukaryota, Metazoa, Chordata, Crocodylia, Alligatoridae. The coding region runs from base 4429 to 5655 and encodes 408 amino acids.